This is a messenger RNA of Saccostrea echinata, 1070 nucleotides long. RefSeq lists its product as uncharacterized. The coding region runs from base 72 to 923 and encodes 283 amino acids. The record is from RefSeq and is a predicted model, not a curated record. Lineage: Eukaryota; Metazoa; Mollusca; Bivalvia; Ostreida; Ostreidae. The transcript is spliced from 2 exons.
UGGUUUGCAAGUACUCACAAGGGAUAAUAAAUUUACGUGCUGCUGUAAGGCGAAAUAAUCCUCAGUUGUUGAUGUCAGCAAAAUGGAUGACAAAAGAACUCUUUCAUGGGAGGAAUCAUCCUAAGUACCAAGAAAUAGAAAUCUACGAAACUUUUAUUCGUCGAAUUUUGCCCGAUGUUAUGAAACAGUUUUUUGAACAAUUUUGCAGUUUGUCAAAGUCUGGGAACAAAAGCAAAGGUCAAGGCUUAGAUUUUCUGCUUGAGGAAGAAAACAAGAAUGUGAAAGGAUGGCUGAAAAGAGGAGUUCCAAGUGAUGAAUCGUGGUUAGCUACUUGUCGGAAUCAUCAAUCGCUAAAAAGCUUGAAGAAAAAUGUUUUAGCUCAGGCUGGUGUAGAAUCACUCGAAUGUAAUGAUAGAGAAUUGAAAAUUGAAAGUGCAAUCAAGGAAUGGAGAUGUCAUUUGAGGGAAUCAAAGUAUAUUGAAUCGGACUGCCAUGGACCAGUACUUACAUCCCUAAGUGGACAUGUGUUAUGUCAGGAACUGGUGAAUUUUACGUCAGAAGCAAAUCGAAAGAGAUCCUAUAGAAUAUUGGAUAUGAUACUUCAUCAAACUCCCCCGAAUGAUCCAACUUUGCAUCACCCGGUGUACAUCACUGUGGAUGAAAGAGACAAAUUUUCAGCCGAUUCGGCACUCUCUGUUCAAGAAAUUGACAACAAAAUAUUGGAUAUCAUUGAACUGCUACAUGAAAACUCUAAAAAAGACUUUAUGAAGCUAUUUGACAGACUUAUAAAAGUUAAAUCAAAUUUAAAAGAGCAACAUUUAAUAUUUUUGGAAGAAGUAUCACAGGCGGUAGCCCAACAAUUGCCAACCAUCAACGAAGAGCAUGUUCCAUUUCAUAAUGAACCAGACAUGGAGCAGGACUAGAUUUGUUUAAAGCAGACAAGUUAUUGGAUGAGUAUGAUCUAACCAGUCAGAAUGACAAUCUUCAAGUGCUACAAGAUCUGAUCCUUGGAGGUGAGAGGGAUCAUGGUGAUGGUCAUUUUCCUCAACAAGAAUCAUCAUCUUGUCAUA